This is a messenger RNA of Talaromyces atroroseus, 729 nucleotides long. RefSeq lists its product as hypothetical. The record is from RefSeq and is a predicted model, not a curated record. Bases 1 to 729 code for a protein of 242 amino acids. The transcript has a single exon. Lineage: Eukaryota; Fungi; Ascomycota; Eurotiomycetes; Eurotiales; Trichocomaceae.
AUGUCACCUAAACAAUACCUCCUUGCUGGUGCGUUGCAUGUCAUGACGACGUGGGCGACAUGUGCGCCUGGCUACUACAUGCCUAUCCUUGCAAACUUCCAACUUCAGCUUCCUUAUGGCACCGAUGAUACGCCUCUUUACGUGUCUGGCUCGGAGCUCAGCGGUUGUGACGGAUACCAGAAUUCCAGCUGGUUCUACUGGAAUGAGACGAGCAGUCAUCUCGUCAUGAACGCACCCCCAAGCUCAACCGACUGCGCAAAAACACCGGGUAGUAAGCACUGCCGCACCGAAUUGCGCGAGGAAGACCCGUCGAGCUGGUCACCAAGUGGCACAAACACCAUGACCGUGACCCUAAGUGUCCCCGAAGCGGACGACGGUAGUCAUGGCACCGUGAUCGGACAGGUGUUUUCCGCCGAAUACUCGAAACCUGUUGUCGAAUUGUACUAUGAGCAGUCGGGUAAUAUAUUCAUGGGCGUAGAGCAGACAACUACUGGCGGAGAUACGGAUUUUACACAGGUUGCAACUGUCCCCGAGGGAACCAAGUUUACCUACGAACUCAGCUACUCUGACUACGUUCUGUCCUUUGCAUUGAACGGCGGAACCCCGGCCACCUUCGACACUAGCCAGCUUGGCUAUCCGAACGGCUAUUUCAAAGUGGGUGAUUACAACCAAGGCACCAACGACUACAGCAAGGUGGACGUGUAUUCCAUUACCAUUGUGCAUGAGUAG